AUGGACAACCGGGUAGCAGAAAAUGUCCUCGGUACUCUAGGCGCAGUCUGCUGGUCCAUCCAACUACUUCCCCAAAUAAUCAUAAACUACAGGAGACAUGACACCGAAGGGCUACAAGGGUCAAUGAUGCUCCUCUGGGCCGUUGCAGGAGUUCCUCUCGGAGUGUACAAUAUCGUCGAAGAAUUCAACAUUGCAUUAAGGAUCCAACCUCAGAUCCUGACGACUCUCAGCCUCCUUACCUGGGCCCAGUGUCUCUACUAUGGAAAGAAAUACCGAAUCGUGAAAUGUUGCGUCGCUGUCACCUCGCUUCUCCUGCUCUUAGGUGGGAUUGAAGCCGGACUAAUUUUUGGCUUGAGGGCUGCUAAAAACCGCGGACUGGAAUGGCCUCUUAUUCUGAUGGCUGUUUUGAGUGCAUCUCUCCUUGCUGCGGGUGUAUUGAGACACUACUGGGACAUCUAUGUCCACCGGACUGUUCGGGGAAUCAGUUUCAUCUUUGUUGGGAUUGAUGCGGCUGGGGAUUUAUUUUCUCUUGUGUCUGUUUUGUUUGGACCCCCGAUUGACGUCCUCGGGAUCGUAAUCUACGGGACGGAACUGACACUUUGGAUCGGCAUAUUUAUCUGUGGUGCGGUGUAUAAUCUCCGGCCUUGGAUUAAAGAACACUGCAGGCAGGAUAUUAAUGUCGCAGACCCGCUGUCGCUGCAUCCAAUGCCCUCGUCGACUUCUGUGUUCAGAACCGCUUCUGGAUCUCGAGUUAUGGAAAGGAGGCCAUGGCACAAUUCUUCAUGA
Messenger RNA from Penicillium bovifimosum, 786 nucleotides. Its product is annotated as PQ-loop repeat-containing protein. Lineage: Eukaryota; Fungi; Ascomycota; Eurotiomycetes; Eurotiales; Aspergillaceae. The record is from RefSeq and is a predicted model, not a curated record. The transcript is spliced from 5 exons. The coding region runs from base 1 to 786 and encodes 261 amino acids.